Sinocyclocheilus anshuiensis is the source of this 1913-nucleotide messenger RNA. Its product is annotated as cytoplasmic dynein 1 light intermediate chain 2-like. The record is from RefSeq and is a predicted model, not a curated record. NCBI's taxonomy places the organism in Eukaryota, Metazoa, Chordata, Actinopteri, Cypriniformes, Cyprinidae. Gene Ontology annotation, molecular function: dynein heavy chain binding. Gene Ontology annotation, biological process: microtubule cytoskeleton organization; microtubule-based movement. Gene Ontology annotation, cellular component: centrosome; cytoplasmic dynein complex. The transcript is spliced from 14 exons. The coding region runs from base 67 to 1527 and encodes 486 amino acids.
CGAAGCGUCUCAUGUGAGGUCCUCAAGCACUCAGUGUGCGCCUCCCUUUGUGCCUCUCCACUCAAGAUGGCUCCCGUUUUAGAGAAGAAGCUACUGGGCGAAGCCGGGACAGGCGACACAAUGGAAAAUAGCAACGAGGAUGAUGAAGGACAAAACCUCUGGUCUUCAAUCCUCAGCGAAGUUUCCACACGCUCCAGCUCUAAAUUGCCUUCUGGGAAAAAUAUACUGCUUUUUGGGGAGGAUGGUUCAGGAAAGACAACACUUAUGACAAAACUUCAAGGAGCCGAGCACAGUAAGAAAGGUAGAGGGCUGGAAUACUUGUACCUGAAUGUCCAGGAUGAAGACCGAGAUGAUUUGACUCGCUGUGGCGUGUGGAUCCUGGAUGGAGACCUGUACCACAAAGGCUUGCUGAAGUUUGCAGUGACUGCUGAGUCCCUGAAGGACAGUCUAGCGGUGUUCGUGGUGGACAUGUCACGGCCUUGGACCAUCAUGGAGUCGUUGCAGAAGUGGACGAGUGUGCUGCGUGAACAUGUGGACAAACUGAAGAUCCCACCUGAGGAAAUGAAAGAGAUGGAGCAGAGGAAGGAACUAUAUUGUGAAGUACCAUAUCAACCCACAUCAGGCAGAAGGGAAGGUGGGAACCCACGUCAGGCAUGGAUGUUGAAACGGCUUACCAUAUCAAGUAUGCUUUCUGUAGUAGAAUUGUUCCUUCUCUGGAUGUGUGAUGCUGUCAGUGUACUGGAGAAGGGGCACGACUACAAGGAGGAGCAUUUUGACUUCAUUCAGUCACACAUCCGGCGGUUCUGUCUACAGUAUGGAGCUGGCUUGAUUUACUCGUCGGUCAAAGAGGAAAAGAACAUGGGCCUUCUCUACAAAUACAUGGUGCACAAAAUAUAUGACUUCCAGUUUACUACGCCUGCCUUAGUAGUGGAGAAGGAUGCUGUGUUCAUUCCAUCCGGAUGGGACAAUGACAAGAAAAUUGCCAUCCUGCAUGAAAACUUCACAACGGUUCGACCUGAGGAUCCCUUUGAGGACUUUAUAACAAAACCUCCUGUACGAAAGUUGGUGCAUGACAAAGAAAUCAGUGCAGAGGAUGAGCAGGUCUUCCUCAUGAAGCAGCAGUCAUUGUUAGCCAAGCAGCCGACCACACCAACAAGAGGAACAGAGUCUCCUGCCCGGACUGCAUCUGGCUUACCCCGGCCGACAGGCCGGACAGGGCCCACCAAUGUGGCUAGUGUCUCACCCAUGACUGCAGUGAAGAAACCAGACCCUAACAUGAAAGGAGCAGCAGCGAAUGAAGGAGUGCUGGCCAACUUCUUCAACAGUCUGCUGAGUAAAAAGACGGGUGUGCCGGGCAGUCCUGGGACACCAGGGGCGGCAACAGGAGCAGGCGUACAAGGCUCUGCCAAUAAAUCAGGGCAGAAGCCGGGUUUGACUGACGUACAGGUGGAACUGGACCGAAUGACUCGUAAACCUGACUCAAUGGUAACGGCCAACAACACCCCUGCGACAGAGAACGAGGCAUGAGAGCGCCAGCAGCAUUGUCCACUCUGGAAAUCAACAUGUAAUGACAUAAAGGACAAAAAAAAAAAAAAAGCUAUUCAUGACCAAAAUUCCCCCCACCUUGUGUGUCACUCAGCAAACAGACCGUGGUUUACCGAAAGUGUUGGGAUUCUAUCAGAUAUAUAGGCUCUGGUGUUGUGGGGGAAAGAGAGGUAGAUAUUUGAAAAGAUGCAACUGCUUUUCUUUGUUUUCAUUUCCAGACCCCAUUUCUAUGUUCGUUUGUUUGUUUAUUUGUGGUGAUUAAUUUUUGGUGUGGCAUAUGGCAGGUCAGGUAAUGGGUGCUCUCUCCUUAAGGAGGCAGUCAAACCUCUGAAGUGUGGGGCCUUGCUUAGCUUGGGGAACCUUAAACA